AUGACUUGCGUACGAGCUGAAGCAGAUGGGUUGGAUCGAGCUGAUGGCUGUGAGGUAUUCUGCUGCGAAGGCGGCAUCAACAGGGACCGAUUAAAGCCGGGAAGGAUGCUGUUAGUGGACACAUUUGCAAAGAAGAUCGAAACGGAUGAGGAUCUGAAGAGACGCAUAGCGCAAUCCAGACCACACAAGAAGCUCACAUCCAAAAGAGUUUACCUAGAUCUGCUACGAAAAGACGACGUGCUAUCACAUGGUGCUGUAACGAACGAGUAUCUCAUCAAAUGUCACUUGGAAGCGUUAGGAAUUGAGAGCUCAAGAAAGAAAGAUGUGCACUUGGAUUCUGACCGACGUCUGCCGUUGUACGCCUAUACUCAUGACACAUUCAGUCUGUUACUUGUGCCGAUGAUCAAAGAAAAGUAA
Messenger RNA from Cylicostephanus goldi, 417 nucleotides. NCBI's taxonomy places the organism in Eukaryota, Metazoa, Nematoda, Chromadorea, Rhabditida, Strongylidae. The record is from the annotation of a GenBank genome assembly.